Molecule: messenger RNA, 2817 nt
Organism: Lactuca virosa
Lineage: Eukaryota; Viridiplantae; Streptophyta; Magnoliopsida; Asterales; Asteraceae
Source: the annotation of a GenBank genome assembly
AUGACUUCAUUGAUGAAGACGAUGAAUUCUUUGAAAGCACGAAUCGUCUCUCGGCGGUUGUCCCCCUUGACAUGCCUUUAUCAGAAUUCGAUUAUGAUGAAAACGACCAAGAUUUUGAUGGUAGUCACGUUUCUUUAUCCAACAAACUUUCAUCGAUCAAAUCAGGUCAAGGAAAAUCAAAACUUUAUGGUUAAUUCUCAAUAUGACAUGUGGAUGGUUGCACCCGGGUCAAUCACCGACCGACGAAGGCGGCUUCUUGAGGAUAUGGGGUUGAACAACGACAAAGAUUUUACUCGAUUAACCACCAACAAAUUCAACAAAGCAUAUACGAAAAGAUUGGUUUCGACAAAACCUGUUAUCACUUCGCUAGACACAAAAAUAGCAGACGAAAAACCAAAUGUUGUUUCAAACGUAAAAAAAUCUUCACCACCUUUAGAGGAAUUGAAGCAUGUUGAACAAAAGCAGCAUGAGUCUCUCCCAUCGGCUGAGACUCAACCUCAACCUCCACCUCAGUCUCAAGCUCCUGCUAAACUUCAUUCAAAGGCGCACCAUCCCAAGUCUCAACCUGAACCACAACCACCACAACCUCGGGCGGCGCCUCAGGCUCAUGUUCAGGCCCAAGCUCAAGAUUCAUCUUUUCCUGUACUGUUAAUCCGUUCUAGAUCCGAUGGUGACAUAGAUACAAGUUCCUUCAACACGAAACAACGGAAAGAGGAACUGAUUGGAUCAAUUUCUAAGCAACGCCUUACACGAACAUCAUCUGAAUUGGUCACACCAAUUGUUGGAUUACCAUGGAAAGAAUUUGUAGUUAAAGAAACGAAUGAGGAGGGCUGGAAUAAGGUAAGUGAUCUUCAAACGGGGAAGCAACUCACAAUGGACGAGUUUGAGAAAACCGUCGGGCAUUCACCUAUGGUGAAGGAAUUAAUGCGGAGAACAAGCCGCAAGAAAAAUGGCAACGCCACCGGAAAAUUGGCAUCCACCAAUUCUUUAAUUAGCAAGAGCUUUAGAAGUAGCAAGAAGAAAGGGGCUGCAAUAUUGAAGACCAUAAAAAGUUCAGUGAAAGGAUCGAAGGUAGAGAAAGAAAAGGAUGAUAACGUAGCAACUAAGACAACCACCACCACAAAUAACACUUCUUCAUCUUCCUCUAAGACAAGCGGAGAACAAAAAACCAGUGGCCAGCCAAAAACCAGUGGAGAACUAAAAACCAGCGGAGAACAACAGAAAACCAGUCGUGAGCUGCAGAAAACAACCGGAGAUCAACAGCAGAAAAUCACCGUAGAACAUGAGAAAACAGGCGGAGGACAGCAGAAACCUAACGGAGAACAGAAAACCGGGGGAGGACAGAAGAAGUGUACUUGUGUAGAACAGAAAGCGUCAACUGACAAGAAUUCCAAUUCAGAAUGGGUGAAAGCUAGAGCUCAUGGUAAACCCGUGAAGGAAUUCUCAGCAUUGCAUCUAUGUCAAGAAAUCCAGCUGGCUCAUGAUGGAUCGAUUUGGACGAUGAGAUUCAGUUCUGAUGGUCAAUAUCUAGCCACCGCUGGGGAAGAUAAAGUUAUCAAUAUUUGGGAAGUGCAAGAAUGCGAUGUUAUGUCAAUGCGAUUAGAAGACGUCGACAAGGGUUCAAUUACUCCUGAUAAUAGGCCACCAUUACCAGAUAGUUCACCCAUGCCCUCAGAUAAGAAAAAGAAAUCCAAGAACAGUAAAAAGAAAGGGGUUCCUGAUUACGCAAAGGUGCCCGAAACUAUGUUUGGGCUAUCAGAUAUACCCAUUUGUACGUUAGAAGGCCACAAAGAUGAUGUCUUGGAUCUAUCUUGGUCAAAAUCUCAGUUGUUGCUUUCAUCUUCCAUGGACAAAACUGUAAGACUUUGGGAUAUGGCAACCAAGAAGUGUCUGAAACAAUUUACCCAUAGCGAUUAUGUGACUUGCAUACACUUCAAUCCAACAGAUGACAAUUACUUCAUAAGUGGUUCAUUAGAUACAAAGGUUAGAAUGUGGAGCAUACCCAGUCGAAAAGUCGUAGAUUGGAGUGAUGUUCACGACAUGAUAACUGCUGUAUGCUAUUAUCCUGAUGGGCAGGGCGCCGUUGUUGGAUUACACAAUGGGGAUUGCAAGGCAUAUUGUACUGCUGAUUGCAAACUCGAGCAAAAGGAUCAAAUUGAGUUGCAUACCAAAGCAAAAGCCGACCCAAAGAAGAUAACCGGUUUUCAGUUUUCUCCAUCAAACCCAUCUGAAAAUAUUGGUUACAGAAAUACUAGUAGCCAGUUUUUAGCUCAAUAUAGUUCAGAUGGGAAGUACAUAAUUUGUGCUAGUGAAGACUCACAAGUAUUCAUUUGGAAGCAUGAAAAACCAAAAAGUAGUGGUGGUGCUAAAUCCAAAUACGUGACCACUACUUCUUAUGAACACUUCCCAUGUACAGAAGUUACUGUCGUAGUACCAUGGUCUGGAAGCAGCAAACUUCAAAGGUUAGACAAUGAACCACAAUCCACCCGACACUCCAAAAGAUCUGGUCCAGAUCCUCAAAAGUCAGAGGAUAACGUACAAGCUAAGAAAUCAUCACAGUUGCCACCAGUUCCUAAAAACAGUACAGAAAAAGGUUCAAAUUCCAAUGUAGACAACUCAGAACAACCUUCUCGUAAUGAGUCAAGUAUCGGGGUUAGCGAUUCCGGUGAUACGUCGUCGCGGUUAGAUGGUGGUAAUAACAGUACUGCACAGUCUACAGCGUGGGGGUUGGUGAUUGUGACUGCGGGAGUGGGUGGUGAGAUCAAGGUUUAUCAAAAUGUUGGGUUGCCGGUUAAGGUUGGAACAAAUUUGUUUUAA